AUCGUUAGUUAACGGCGGAGGCAGGUCGCCUCCGGUGGAGGGCGUUUCUUGAGCGCGGCUCUUUAAACGGAGCGCGGUACCGGUUCGCUCCGCCUUAGUCCGGCGACGACUCCAACGGAGGCGCAGAAUUGGGAGCGAUGGUGGAUUUGAGGCUCACAAGGGGCUUCAUCUUCUUCGAAUUAGAACCCUAGCGACGUCCUCUGGGAUCCAAAAGGUGAAGUUUUGCUUUGUUUGGGUCCUUUUCAUUCUCUUGGAAUCAUAGACUCGGGUGGUGGAAUACAUGGAAUGGAUCUGUGAGUGUCUUCUUCUGUGGGAUGCGUUCAUUGAUUCCGGCGGAAUUCGAAAUCCACCAAUCAGCUAGUAGCUGCAGGAGGAGGAGGAGGUGAUUACAGAGCGGAAAACAAAGAGAAAAGAGGGAUGGGAGAAGAUCUUCUCACCACCUUAUCCAUUGAGAACCGCCAUCCCUCCACCCUCCUCACGAUGGAUCCUUCAGGUGGCACGGUGUCCUCUUCGUCCUAUGAGGAUUCGGACCGCCAACUCUUCAUCCAGCAUCAGCAGGUUGUCCUUUCCGUUGCGCCAGACAUCAACCUCCCUCUCUCUGUUGCGCGUUCCCCUUCCCAGCAAUCAUGGAAUUCGGACACUGGUGACAUCUUGGAUGUUGGUCUUGGUCCACAGAUCUAUGAUGCAGAGACAACCCGCCACAUCCCAAAGGCCACCGCUGCCCGCAAGUGCUCCAAGCGAGGGGAUAGCAUAUGGGGAGCGUGGUUCUUCUUUAGCUGCUACUUCAAGCCUAUGCUGUCGGAGAAAUCCAAAGGAAAGGUCGUCCGACACGAUGUGUUCAUGGUGCAGCAUGACAUGGAGAACAUGUACAUGUGGGUCUUCAAAGAACGACCGGAGAACGCGCUCGGAAAGAUGCAACUGCGGAGCUAUAUGAACGGGCACUGCCGUCCCGGCGAACCUCGGUUCCCAUUCAGUGUCGACAGGGGGUUCGUUCGAUCUCAUAAGAUGCAGCGGAAGCAGUAUCGGGGACUGUCGAAUCCGCAGUGCGUCCAUGGAAUCGAGGUCGUCAGAUCACCCGAUCCGAAGCUUGUUCGUGAGGUGGAUCGCCAGAAGUGGGUGGAGCUCACAGGCAGGGAUCUUAAUUUCUCGAUCCCACCUGAAGCAAGUGAUUUCGAGUCAUGGAGGAAUCAACCCAGCACUGAAAUUGAGCUCGAGAGGCGGCCUCGUCCUCCUCCAAAGGGCACUUCACAUACCCAUCCUGAAAACUUGUCUUCUUCACAGUCAAAUCAUUGUAAUGGUGAUGGAAUGGACCGCUCUUCUGUCUGCAGCAAACGCAGGAAGGAUUUCUUCCUCCCUGCCAUGGAUGAGGAUCGGGAUCAAGUUGAGCCCUCAUGGCUGAAUGAAUUUACUGGCGUGAUGAGGCAUGCAUAUGGGCCCGUGACCGCAGCAAAGACGAUCUACGAAGACGACGACGGGUACUUGAUAAUGAUCAGCUUGCCAUUUGCCGAUCAACAGAGGGUGAAAGUUUCUUGGAGGAACAGUGUGAUGCAUGGGAUACUGAAGAUAAUUUGUGUCAGCACUGCUCGGACGCCAUACAUAAAGCGGCAUGACAGGACCUUCAAGCUGACCGAUCCUUCUCCGGAGCAUUGCCCUCCGGGGGAGUUUGUAAGGGAAAUAACACUACCGAUGCGAAUCCCGGAAGAUGCGAAUCUGGAAGCAUACUACGACGAGAGUGGUGCUUUGCUUGAGAUCAUGGUUCCGAAACACCGAAUGGGGCCAGAAGAACAUGAAGUCCGUGUGUGCAUUCUUCGUCCUCAUCACCGGUGAAGUCGGCGCUAAUGCACUUUUGUCAACCUGAACCAGUGAAAUCUGUCAAAUCGAAGCGCAUCAGAGUAAGCCUUGCCGCUUGCUUACCGACCUGCACUGAUGUGGAUGGGACUCAGUAGGAAGGUGACGGAUGGCUAAGGUUGAUGAGUCUUGGAUUCAGUGUCGCGAGUCGGAGUUAGAUUUGACUUCUUUUUCCUCUAAUUAUGUUGCAGUUCCAUCGGUCAAAACCUAAGUUAUUAUUUUGGCCGAAGAGCAACGAGGAAUAAAAAGAUCCUCAGGAAUGCAUGACUUCUCUCUCUGGAACGUUGAUGUUACCGCGUCC
Messenger RNA from Musa acuminata AAA Group (dessert banana), 2149 nucleotides. RefSeq lists its product as uncharacterized. The transcript has 2 exons. Lineage: Eukaryota; Viridiplantae; Streptophyta; Magnoliopsida; Zingiberales; Musaceae. The record is from RefSeq and is a predicted model, not a curated record. Bases 418 to 1827 code for a protein of 469 amino acids.